This is a messenger RNA of Folsomia candida, 894 nucleotides long. RefSeq names its product zinc metalloproteinase nas-4. Gene Ontology annotation, biological process: proteolysis. Bases 50 to 838 code for a protein of 262 amino acids. The transcript has 6 exons. The record is from RefSeq and is a predicted model, not a curated record. Lineage: Eukaryota; Metazoa; Arthropoda; Collembola; Entomobryomorpha; Isotomidae. Gene Ontology annotation, molecular function: metalloendopeptidase activity; zinc ion binding.
CAGUUUUGCAUACAUUCACUUACCCGAACUGGAAUUUGUAUUGAGUAAAAUGUUGCGCUUUUUUUCGGGAACUUUAGUGCUGCUAGUUUUUGCUGCGGAAUGUCACUCUGCCCCGGCUAGUGGUCCAGUUGAGGUUAAAAAAUCACCGGUUGCCCUCAACAUCCUAGAACAACGUCUUAACCCCGGCGGUCUUGUAGGACAAUGUAAAACCAACGAUUCUGACCGAAUCUCAUCCCUGUCUGGCAACCCGAACGAGAUGUCCCGCUGGAGAAACGGCUACGUGGUUCAACUUUCCCCAGAAUGGAACACCGAACAAGCCCAACUUAUUGAAGGCGCGUUGUACGAACUUAGCAGCAAGAUUUGCAUCCCGAUCCGAAAAUUUGCUACCGGCGCGCCCGCUUAUGGCGAUUUUGUCUACAUUCAAAAAGGCGGGGACCGAACGGGCUGCUAUUCCACCGGAGUUGGACGACAGGGUGGCCGACAAGUAAUCAACCUUCAGGAGAACGGUUGCGUUACCAAGGGGAUAAUCAUGCACGAGAAUAUCCACGCGAUGGGCUUCAACCACGAGCAAACCCGGCCCGACAGAGACAACUUCAUUACCAUUUAUCCCGACCAAAUCGAGGAUGGAAAUGCGCAGUACCAGUAUAAAGUUUACUCGGGCUCGUUAACCUUUGGAGUUCCAUAUGACACGCAAUCAAUUAUGCACUAUGGUUCCUACGAUUUCUCCAAGUACGGAAAUCCCACCAUGCGGAAGAAGGACGGUUCGAUCAUAAACAGUCAACGCAACGCCCUCACGGACAGUGACAUUUCCAAGUUACGAAAAAUGUAUAAUUGUUAAGCUAAACGAUUAUGUACAUGACAACCUUGUCAUCAAUAAAUUAUGUAUUACAUAAA